AUGACCGCCGUUCUGACCGAGACUCCCGUUCCACAGGUGCGAGCCUCUGUGCGAUACAGUACCUACAGCAUGGCGCCCUCCUUUGCGAACACCGUCCAGACCACCGACUCGGCUCACGCUGAGAUCGCCGACAUCGCGACCGGCCUCGACCGCAUGGAGAACAAGGCUCUCAGCUCCCAAAGAGUCACCCUGAGCGAGGAGAAGACGGCCAACAUGAGCAAGCUGGCCCUCGGCGCCAAGUUGGAGCGUGCGCUGGACCGGAGAAUGAGCAGCCAGGACGCCGUCAUGCGCCCCCGCGGCAAGACCUUGACCGAGAAGACCACUGCUGCAUAA
Molecule: messenger RNA, 333 nt
Organism: Colletotrichum chrysophilum
Lineage: Eukaryota; Fungi; Ascomycota; Sordariomycetes; Glomerellales; Glomerellaceae
Exons: 1
Coding region: 1-333 (110 amino acids)
Source: RefSeq, a predicted model, not a curated record